Caretta caretta (loggerhead turtle) is the source of this 1869-nucleotide messenger RNA. The record is from RefSeq and is a predicted model, not a curated record. NCBI's taxonomy places the organism in Eukaryota, Metazoa, Chordata, Testudines, Cheloniidae.
CCAUUCAGCCCCAGGGUGUGGGGGGAGCCUGGCUGUUGUGGGGGGGGGGAUAAGCCAGAUUCCUUCCUUUUCCCGACUGCAUUUUUGCAACCUGAGCUAAUCUGAAGUCUUUGUAUCUCCCCCCUCCCCUCCUCUGCACCCACCUGCCGCUGGCUGGGCCUGCCGGGCUGCGGGUCGUGGAUCAGCCUUGCCAGGGACCUGAGUGUAUCCGGCUCCAGCACCGUGCAGGGGGAGUCUGGCUCAGCGCGAAACAGGGCUUGGGAUUUGGGGCUGGGCCACAGCCUGGCUGGGGGAUGACAACCAGGGGGUGGGGGGGCUGAGAUCAGAGCUCACCCUUGCUCCCAUUGCAGCCCGGGGUGACUCUGGAUUGACCUCGGAUGAAGCUGAGAUCAGAACCCAGCCCUGACCCCAAUGUGAACAGGAGUGACUCCAGAUUGACCCCGGAUGGAGCUGAGAUCAGAACCCUGCCCUGACCCCACUGUGAACAGGAGUGACUCCGGAUUGACCCUGCGGGGAAUUGAGAUCAGAAACCGGCCCUGCCCUCAUGGCAGACGGCGGGGGGCGCGUGGGGGAAGGAUCAACGGCGUGGGGACCGGCCAGCCCUCGUCUGUCCGUCCGUCUGCACAGGGGCCUUACAGCGUCAGGUCUUUUGAGCGACUCCCCACUCCACAGCUGCGGAGACCCAAACCUACCCCGAGUCUCUUGUCCCGCACCAACCAGAUGCCUCCAUCAUGAGCAUCGAGCCCCCCAGGGAGGGGGCACCAGCCCUGCGCUGCCCCUGAGCCUCCCCACUGCGAGCCAUGGAGCAGCGGGGCCGGGAGCCCCCCAGGGGUGCGGGGCUCUGGGCUGGGAUCGCACCGAAGGGACACAGCACCUGGUAGGAAUUGCCCAGCGACCGGGGGGGUCAGGACGAGGCGCAGGCGGGUCAUGAAUCGAGCCCAGGGCUGGGUCUGCAGGGAACUGGCCCCCCCAUGCUCCGGGAGACGCUGAUACGGCAGGUCCCCGCGGUGAUGCUCCUUCGGCUCCAGGCUAUGGUCACCUGGUUCCUUUGCGCCCUCCAAGCCGCCCCACUCCGCCUCCCCUUCCCCGCCGGCCCGGACGCCGGGGUCCCCUGGGCCGCGCCGCCCCCUUCCCUGGGCGACUGGGAGCUGUCGUCCCCCCGCGUGGCCCUGGCCAGCCGAGCCCCCGCCGGGCCCCCCCUGCUGCUGCUGCUGGAGGAGGUGCCGGGGGCGCGGGCGGGGCCGGCCAACGGGACGCGGCGGGCCCGGCGGGCCGAGGGGGGGCCGGCGGCCCGCCGGGGCGAGCUCUCGGUGUGCGACAGCGUCAGCAUCUGGGUGACCGGCAAGCGCUCGGCCGUGGACGUCCGGGGCCAGGUGGUGACCGUGCUCCCCGAGGUGCCGACGCUCACCGGGCCGCUCAAGCAGUAUUUCUUCGAGACCAAGUGCAAGCCGGCGGGCGGGACGGCGGGCGGGUGCCGGGGCGUGGACCGGCGCCACUGGCUGUCCGAGUGCAAGGCCAAGCAGUCCUACGUGCGGGCCCUGACGGCCGACGCGGACAAGCGGGUGGGCUGGCGGUGGAUCCGCCUCGACACGGCCUGCGUCUGCACCCUGCUGAACCGCGCCGGGCGGACGUAGCUGGGGGGGGCCCCCGCUCGCGGCUGGAGGGACGGAGCCCCCCCCCCUCCCCCGGCACCCGCCCCGCCGGGCUCUGCUUGGGAACCGGAGCGCCUCCGACACUAACUCAGGCCUGCCGCCGGCCGGCCCCAUGGACGCCGUGGGUCAGCCCCGGGGCUGGGGGACACGCUCAGAGGUCGAGCUGGGGGGCUGGGGGCGCCGUGGGUCAGCCCCGGGGCUGGGGGACACGCUCAGA